AUGGAUUCUGACUACAACUCCUCCGACCUGGAGCCCGAUGAGCCCGCCCCAGAUCCCUUCGCUACCGCGGGCCAAGCAUCUCUGGAUUCCAUGCUUCGCUCCGCGCAGGAAGAUCGAAAGACAUCUAAGCUCAAGAAGAAGUCAUUGACUCUGCAGUCCGGCGCGCCCAGUACGGCUGUCAUUCAGACACUAUGGCAGAGAAGAUUCGAAUUCUUUCGUGAAAACACUCUUCGUAACAGGGCCCAACAAGUUCCAAACAUUGAUGACCUUGAGCGUUUUAUUACGACUAUACCUCAUCACAUGAAGUCCAUCAACCCCAACAAGAGCGCCAUCGCGUACAGCACCAUGACCAGCGCACUCCUCUGUAUCGUCAAAUACUCUGUAUUCACGUACCCUUCAUUUCGUCUCGAUGCCCAUGGUCGGUCUAGACUUGACUCUGCCUUGAAACAGAUGCUUAAAGAUGGGAUUCUCACCAAGGAGCGGGGUCGCAGCGAGAAGAUGUGGAUCACAUGGGACAUCAUACGCAAAAUGAAUGUUGCCCUCCUGUGUGAUUCGAUUCAGAAUGGCGCCUUCUCCUGGGACAGUACCAUCUACAGUGUGCUCUUUCUUUCUCUGCAGUCUGCGCUGGGCUGCCGAGACAUCAAGAUCAAAAUGGUGAAGGACGGCGGUCAGGACAGGCUUCGGGCUCUUAUCACGCUGAGAGCUUUGAAGGGAUACAAACUCGACCCCCAGAAGAAUCAGAUUGUCGAGAUUGCCGAAGUCAUGGAUCCAAACCUUAACGUCUGCUGUGUCAUCAAGCUCCUGAUGAUUUGGGCCAUGCGUAUCGGCGCUGUUUCACAUUCGAGCUGGGAAGAUCUCAUCGACGCUCUCCGAAGAACCCCAUCCUCCACUCUGUCCUGGACCCGUCCUGAUUUUCCAGUCUUCUGUGCGAAGGAGAGCGGGGGCGUCAAACAAUUCGAUUGGGAAAAACCUGCUGGCACCAAUGUGGGCCAACUGAUCCUAUCUCACGGCGCCCAGCGGAUGGGACUUCUUGCUCAGCCCGUCACUCAUGAUAUUCGCAGAGGAUCUGCAAGAGAAGCUGCCCAUUUGCCAUCGCUGCCCGGCACCAACAUGGAAAAUGCUCGGCUUAUUCUCCAGCACUCUGCAAGUUCCAAAGACCGUGGAAUCACGCAAGAAUAUGUUGGCCACGUCGGUACAGAUGUCUGGGGGGCGCGACUUCAAACAUCCCCCAAUACGUUGCCUGGCGCGGGAAUCCAACUUGACGUUGCCAUUGAAGGAUACAAGAAGACUACGAGACGCUCAGCUGCUGCUAUCGAAGAAGUUUGUGCUCGUCACUCGCUCGAUCCCACAACCAACUCUGGCAGACGGGCGGCUUCCAAGCGCGCUGCUAACGAUGACUGGAGUAAUUGGAUCGCCGACAAAAGAGCCCGUCACGACGAGCCCAUCUCAUCUUCUCACCCCGAGGAUUCGCAUUUGGUGGUGCAAGAGAACCCUGUCGAGAAGCAGGCAUCUGACCACAAUAUCAACGGCAGUCUGGCUGCCGAGAGUGAGGAGCGGAUAAAGCACCAGCAACCCGUUCAGCCGUGCCCCUCGCUCUCUACCGACUCGCUAGAGGAUAUUCUAGAUGACGAUACGCCGAUUGACCCAGCCCUUCGGAGCCUUCAUGACGCACUCUUCGAUGCGGAUAUCCCAGCCAACGAGAAGCUCCUUGCGCACGUCUCUUUGUCAAAUCCUGCAGAUGAUACCCUGCCAGCCAAUUGCAGCACCAUCGUGUCCGAUUCUGCGACCUUUGUCAGAUUCUUCUCCCGUAUCAACGUCAUGAAGGUCGACCCACGAAGCUUCGAGAAUUAUAGCCAGCGUCGCUCCUUUACAGGCCACACUUCCCGUGACGAAGCAUCCCAGUUUCGGUAUUCUUGCCCUAAUGCCCAUCUUGGUUCAAGCAUCUCUCGCUAA
Fusarium vanettenii 77-13-4 is the source of this 1953-nucleotide messenger RNA. RefSeq lists its product as uncharacterized. Lineage: Eukaryota; Fungi; Ascomycota; Sordariomycetes; Hypocreales; Nectriaceae. The coding region runs from base 1 to 1953 and encodes 650 amino acids. The record is from RefSeq and is a predicted model, not a curated record. The transcript is spliced from 6 exons.